Molecule: messenger RNA, 5760 nt
Organism: Tilletiopsis washingtonensis
Lineage: Eukaryota; Fungi; Basidiomycota; Exobasidiomycetes; Entylomatales
Exons: 12
Coding region: 189-5282 (1697 amino acids)
Biological process (GO): protein polyubiquitination; DNA damage response
Cellular component (GO): nucleus
Molecular function (GO): ATP binding; ubiquitin protein ligase activity; ATP-dependent chromatin remodeler activity
Source: RefSeq, a predicted model, not a curated record
UCUCAUCUCCCACCAUCCCCUCCGCCCCGCCGCUCUACGUCGCACCCGUCGUCCGCGCACUCGAGCGCAACACGCAGCGCUGAGCGACUGUGCCCUCUGCAGUCCGCCGCCUGUCUGCUCCGCCUCUUGCGUCGAGCAGGCCUGCUGCUCGCAGCCGGCCGCCCCUCGCACCUCCACUUCGCGCCGCCAUGGCGCGCAUGAAGAAGACGGCAGCAGUGCGUCGUGGGCCGCCUGCGCAGGUCGUGGCUCCCGAGGGUGCAGGACCGAGCAACCUUGCGCCGCACUCCGCUCCUGCUGCUGCCAGCGGCAGCGCUCCGGCCGCGGCGCCGCCGGCACCCGCCUCUGGCGACAAGGGCAAAGGCAAGGCGCUGGAGCUGGCAGCCGACGCCGAGCACACGCGGAAGAAUGCUCUGGUGACGCCGCUACAGACGCUUCAUGAGGCGCCAACGGUCUCUGGAUCGUCGCCCGUGCGAGUGGAGAUGGACGAGCUGGCGUUCUGCGAGUGGUCUGCUCUUGUGGAUCUGCACGCGAUGUGGCGCGCACUCGACGCUGCAGCACAGGUGCACGUGAAGACGUCGCCUUCGCUGGCGGGAGAGCGCAUUGCUGCAGAUGCUUUGAGCGGAUCGAUGUCGCACGCCAUGGAAGCGCAGUCAGCCCAACAAGGCAAGCGCAGCCUUUUCCUGGCCGAGGCGGACGUGCGCCAGGCGCCCGCGAAGAGGCUGAAGCGCGAGCAAUCGUUGUCACCGGACAUGGGCGUCUACCAGUCCCAGUCUCCGCUUCCGUGGUUCUCGACUAUGCUUUCUUUCCGGCUCGAGCCGACACAGGCACAGAUGUCGCCGGGCGAGUGCGACAAGCUCCGCGACAGUCUCUCCCUCGGAAGCGUCUCGAUGGAGCCCGUGCCCGCUCCGGAUGACGGCAGCGACACGGCUGGCACGCCCGUCAUCGUGCAGCCGUACCGCCUGUUGACUGCGCAGGGCGACAGCAUCGCUACUGUUCCUCUCAUCGACUUGCCUGGCGCGUCCAUCGAGCGUGGCCGGCACAGCUGGACGAAUGGCCCGUGGCUGCCGGCUGCGCUUCGCCUUCGCGACACGCACAUCGAGCUGCAAACCGAGCUGCAACUGCGCUUCAGCACGGCCGGCCCAACGCGCACCUCUGGAGAGCUCAUUCUGGAGCUGCACGUGGCUGUGGCGCUGCUGCCAGCCGCCUUUGAGCCAGCUCAGGGAGCGGCAGCGAGCGACCUCAACGCACUUGUACGCUUCGCCUCGCCGUCGGCUGCACGCGAGGCAGCGCGCCAUCGCUGCGGACAGCAGCUCAGCGAGCGCUUCGUCUACGCAAGCCUGCAUGCCUCGACGCUGCCCGCAGGCGCCGGCCUGCAGCCCGUGCAGCUGGAGCCGACACUCAUGCCGUUCCAGCGCCGCUCCGUCAACUUCCUCCUCGGCCGCGAAGGCGUUCAGCUGGCGCAGCCCGAUGCGCCACCGCCGGCGGAAGGGCGCUCGGCCCUCGUUCCGACCUCCGGCAUCAUGGGCGCGCGCGGCGAGAUGGCCACUGGCCUUUGGUGGGAGACGGUAGCCUCUGCGUCCUCUCCGCUGUUCUUCAACGCUUUCGCCGGCAUGUUCACACAAGAUGCGGACGCUGCGCGCUUCAACAUCCGCGGCGGCAUUCUUGCCGAGGAGAUGGGACUUGGCAAGACUGUCGAGAUCUUCGCGCUCAUCCUGCUGAACCCAUGCGCUUCGGACGUGAUCGACAACCCCAUGUCGUUCUACAGCGACACGCUCAAGCUCGACGUGACGCAUGCGCGCACCACCCUGAUCGUCUGCCCCGAGCUCCUCCGGCAGCAGUGGAUCGACGAGGCUCAGACGCACGCGCCCGACCUGACCGUGUUCAACUACGUCAACCACCUGCAGGCGGGCAAGGCGGUACCCAAGGGCACGACCUGGACCGAGUUCGCUCGCAAGUUUCAUGUCAUCGUUGCGUCAUACGAGACGCUGAAGUCUGAGCUUCGCGUCGCCAAGCCAGAGCGCGAGCGUGAGCGCCGCUUCGAGCGCCGCUACGAGCGCCCGCGCAGUCUCUUGGUCCAGCUCGCGUACCACCGCGUGGUGAUGGACGAGGUGCAGCUGGUCGGCAACUCCAUGGCCGCCGAGACCGUGUCGAUGAUCGAGCGUAGCUCGUCGAUCGCCGUGUCUGGCACGCCUGUCACGCGCCUCGACGAUCUGCGCUCGCUCUUCCGCUUCCUCCGCGUUCUCGGCCCGUACGACACGCCUGUUGCCUUCAAGCGCCUGCUCACGCCGGAGCUCGCGCCGACUCUCGAGCGCGUCCUCGGCACGCUCGCCACGCGCAACACAAAGGCGCAGGUGCGCGGCGAAACGACGCUGCCGCAGCAGACGCGCUACAUGCUGCCGGUCGAGCUCGGCCCUGUCCAGCGCACGUUCUACGAGGAGCUCUGGACCGCGGCCCUGUCCGAUCUGAACCUCAGCGGACAGAGCCACAAGCUGUCGGCCGUCGGCGAGAACGGCGCGCUGCGCCAGACGCCACCUGACAUCAACAAGCUGCGCGCUCACCUUUCGCUUCUGCGUCAGGCAUGCACGCACCCGCAGGUCACGGACCGCUCGGUCACUGCAAAGGCGGGGCGCGGAAUUGCGACCAACACGAUCCAGUCGAUGCAGGACGUGCUGGACCGCAUGCGCGAGGACGCAGUCGCCGCUCGCGACUCGCACUUCCUCAGCCUCAAGACAAAGGAGAUCAGCGCUGCUCUGUUGCUCAUCCAGAGCCCCAAGCCUCGCGCAGAGCCCGUCUACGAAGAAGCGCGGGACGAGCUCGUCCGGCUCCGCGCCGGCCUGGAGGUGCGCAUCGGCGAGAUGAGACAGGCGCUUGCCGUUGCGCACAAGUCUGGUCCGCUCUACCGCUUCACGAGCGUCGAGGCGGCCGCAGCCGAGGGCGACGAGGACCUCCUGCGCGACAGCGACGGCACCGAUGGCCGACAGAUCGACGGUGAGCAGGCGCUCCAGCGUCGCGACAAGCUCAGAGCGCGCGCGGCGCACACCGGCGCCAUCAGCUUGCGCCUGCGCCUGCACCUCGAGCAGCUGCACCGCACGUACGCGUGGCUCGGCAACGUCUACUUCCGCAUGGGCGAGCGCGACUUCGCGGCGGCGCAGGCGGCGGCAACAGCAGCGCUGGCACCGAUGGUCGAGGAGGCGCCCGCCGCUGCCGCUGUGUCGCCGCACAAGGCGCAGGAGGACGAGGCAUACGCUGCUGCAGAGUCCGUGCGCCAGGAGCUGCUCAAGGAGAGCCUCGACGACGUCGAGCGCGGCGCCGCUCCGGUCAAGACAGCGGCCGCGCCCGUACUCGCCGUCGAGCAGCAGUUUGGCAACGGAGGCAUCAUGAGCUUCGUCGAGUUCACGUCGCUGCAGACGCUUGCGGGGCUGCUGGACGCCAAUGCGGCUGUGGUGGUUGCGUGGCGCAAGCGCAUCAUCGACCAGAUCCUGCGGCCCGUCAACCGAGAGGUGGACCUCAACGACGAGAACGACGACCAGUACGCAGAGGCACUCGAGGCUCAGAGCGAGGCGGAGACGCUCCUGGAGAUGUACCGCGUGCUGCUGGCCGAGCGUGAGGCCAUCGUGUCUGGUGCACUGGCAACGGGUGCCACAAGCAAGCCCAACUUGUUCGUCCAGCUCGAGCGGCAGGUCAACGAGCAGAAGCGCCUGCGCCUGCUCGUCGGCGACGACAAGAACAGCGAGUUCAAGGACGACCUGCUCGACGGCGACCAGCUGCAGACGCUGCAGACGCAGCUCAAGCUGUUCCGCACGCUCAACAAGGAGCGGCAGAAGGUGGGCCUCGGCAGCGAGCGGCCCAUCGUCGCCAUCGUCCAGGCACUGCGCGAUGUGAUCGCCCGCUGCGACCGCGACGAGGAGAUGGCCAUCGCACGCCGUGGCCUUGGCGAUGCGCGUGACAUGCAGCGCAAGGCACAAAACGACCUGGAGAAGCUGCGCCGCGAGCAGCUCGUGCUGGCGCGUCUCUUCAACGCCCGCUCCACGUACUUCCGCCGCCUGCAGAGCAUCAGCGACACGGCUCGAGAUGAGGUCGUGCGCAAGAGCUACGAGAUCGAUCGCGCGAUCCUCAAGAAGGAGGCCGAGCAGAUGCGCCAGGAGCUCGGCCGCCUCGAGUCACGCUCGCGCUACCUGACGAACAUGGACGCCGCGCCCGAGAUCAUGUGCACGAUCUGCUACGAGGACAAGGAGAUCCAGUGCCUGCUCGACUGUGCCCACCGCUUCUGCGUGCCAUGUGCCCUCAAGGCGCUCGAGCCGCCGAUGCACGGCAAGUGCUACGUCUGUCAGCAGGUGACGCCUCGCGGCCGCCACCUGACGCGCGUGGCCGUGACGGAGGCGGCUGCGGCUGCGGCGCGCGCCGCCAACGAAGAGGCUCGUCGGGCGUCCAAGAGCGCCUCGUCUGACCUCUAUGCCGCUGCGCCGCUGGAGAUCAAGCCGCUGUACAACCUGCUGGAGCGCGAGGAGCGCGAGGACAUCGAGGCGGUGCGCCUCUCGACGCGCUACGGCGCCAAGCUGCAGCUGCUGGUGCAGCACGUGCUGCACAUCUCGCAGACGCAGACGGCCACGAAGCUCAUCGUCUUCUCGUCGUUCUCGCGCGGCCUCGACCUCGUCUCGCAGGCGCUCAAGACGCAGGCGCUGCGCCACGUGCGCGUCGACACUGGCGGCCGUGUCGCGGCGCGCCAGGUCGACGCCUUCCGCAACAGCCGCGACACGAACGUGCUGCUGCUGCAUUCAGAGGCACAGUCUGCCGGACUGAACCUGACCUGCGCCAGCGUAGUCAUCCUGCUGGAACCGUUCGUGAACCACGCCGUCGAGCUGCAGGCCAUCGGCCGCGUGCACCGCAUCGGCCAGACGCAAGCGACCUCGGUCUUCUGCUACUCGGCCAUCGACACCGUCGAAGAGCGCAUCUGCAGCGCCCAAGUCGCGCGCGGCACGAGCCUCUACGUGCUCGCCAAUGCCCGCUCCGCCGAGAUCCCCGACGCCGCCAGCGUGGCUGCAAGUGAUGGGCGCGCGGCGGCGCCUGCCACGACGCCGGGCCCGCGCAGCAAGAAGGGCCCUCCCGGCGAGCAGAUCAACUCGGUGCGCGAGCUGCUCGCGUGCUUCUUGCCCGAGAAGCAGCCCACAUACGCGCCUGCCGCGGCGUCAUCGAGCGCUGCUGCGUCCGCCAGCGCUGCCGCCGACUCGCGCCGCCGCCUGAUGCUGGCGGCCGCCGAGCGUCGCCAGAUGGAGAGCGCCUGAGGCCCGCCGCCGGGCCCCACCGCGCCGCGCAUUUCCCGCCCUCAGCCACAUGACCCACUGAUCCGCCCGGCUCCACCAUCCACCGCGUGGCGCAUCGCGCCGCCCCCAAGCCCGCCAUACCAUACCCCACAUCCAUCGCGUCACCCGUCAUCACAUCCCGUUCCCGUGUCCGCCGCGAGCCAGUCUGGAGACGAGCAAGCCUCGCGCGCACUGUUGCCAGGUCCUUCGGCCCGCCCGUCAGGCCCUCCGCCAAGCGCGUUCCUCUCUGCUCGUCCCGUAAGCAUCGAAUCUCCAUUGCCUCCCAUCUCCCCCCAUCCCGUUCUCCUCUACUCCUCCUCCUCCUCGCCGCCGCCCUGCUGCCGCGCGGCGACGCGCUCGCGGUUCUGCUGGAUCUGCUCCUUCUUGGCGGCAAUAUAGGCCAGCUGGCGGCCCUCGAGGCCGUGCAUGUAGUAGCCCAGGCCGCCGAACGCGGUGAUCA